Messenger RNA from Sturnus vulgaris (Common starling), 4481 nucleotides. The record is from RefSeq and is a predicted model, not a curated record. NCBI's taxonomy places the organism in Eukaryota, Metazoa, Chordata, Aves, Passeriformes, Sturnidae.
CGGCGGUGAGCGAGCCAUGGAGGACUUGGAAAAUAAUACCACUGUCUUCUCCACCCUGAGAUCCCUCAACAACUUCAUUUCACAGCGUAUGGAGUCUGGGCUGGCUACACCAGGAUCAUCUCAAAGCUCCUUACAGUUGCAGUACCAGCAGAGGAUGCAGCUGGAGGAACAAGCUGGGCAGAUCCACUCCAAGUCCCAGCUGCUGCAGGUGGAACGGGAGAAGAUGCAGAUGGAGCUGAGCCACAAACGAGCUCGCAUUGAGCUGGAGAAGGCAGCCAACACCAACGCCAGGAACUAUGAGCGAGAGGCCGACCGAAACCAGGAGCUGCUCACACGCAUAAAGCAGUACCAGGAAAGAGAAAUAGAGGCUGAAAAUAAACUGAAAGAACAAAUGGAGAUGAACAAAUCUUACAAGAAGAGCAUGGAGGCAAUGAGUAAGAAGAUGCAAGAAAAGGAGAGCAAAUUAGCUGAAGCUAAUGAAACAAUCACUGUAUUAAAAGGAAAAAUAUCAGAGCUGCAAUGGAAUAUAAUGAACCAAGAGAUGCAGAUGACAAGCCAAGAUUCUCAGAAGCAGGAACUGAUGGAGCAGCUGGAUAUUGAAAAAAAGAAAUGGCAGGAGGCAAGUCAGCAAAUCCAGACACUCCAAGCAAGCCAGUCCUUACUGGUAGAAUAUGAACAGAAGAUUAAGGAUCUGGAGCAGAAGUUGUCCCAGCAGGAACAUGAUGCUCUGAUUGUCAAGAACAUGAAGGCAGAACUGGCUCGUUUCCCAAAAAUGGAGCGAGAAUUGCGCCAGCUCAGGGAGGAAAAUGCCUACUUCAGGGAAAUGAAGGAAAACAAUGGUUUGCUUAAGGAGGAAGUGGAAGGUCUCCAAAGAAAACUGGAACGCUAUGAGAAAGUCCAAGCACAGCUAGUGACUGUGGAAUUGGAAAAUGAGAAACUUCUGGGAAAAUUGCAAAGCUGGGAGAAACUGGACCAGAGCACUGGCUUAAAUAUCAGGACACCUGAUGAUCUCUCGAGACAGAUUGUGGCCCUGCAGCAGCGGGAGCUUGCCCUGAAAGAGCAGAAUUCCACCUUCAUGAACAGUGCCCGGAUGCUGGAGAAGGCCCGGCAGCAGCUGCAGGAGGAAAUCCUGUGUGUUCAGAGCCAGCUCUUGGACGAGAAGAAGAAACGAGAGCACCAGGAAGCGCUGGUCAGGCGGCUGCAGAAACGUGUGGUGCUCCUCACCAAGGAGCGUGACGGCAUGCGGGCCAUCCUGGAGUCGUACGACAGCGAGCUGACCCCGGCCGAGCACUCUCCGCAGCUGAGCCGCCGCAUGCGCGAGGCCGAGGACAUGGUGCAGAAGCUGCACGCUCACAACACCGAGCUGGAGGCUCAGCUGUCUCAGGUUCUGGAAGAAGUGGGAAACCACAAGCAAAGAGCAGAGAUGCUGGAGGUGGAGAUGAAGGUCCUGAAGUCUCAGCAGUGCACGGCUGAGCAGAGCACUGUCGUCACCAAGGAGGAGGUGGACACGCUCAGGUUGAAAAUCGAGGAGCUGGAAGCUGAUCGCAGCAAGCUGGCAGAGGAGAACAGAUCUCUGGAAAUGAAGCUGGAGAAGUUCACUCUGCAGGGUGACUACGACCCCAGCAGGACCAAGGUUGUCCAUUUCAGCCUGAACCCGAUGAGUUUGGCCAAGCAGCAGCGCAAGGAGGAGCAGCAGCAGCUGCAGGAGGAGUGCGAGAGGCUGCGGGAGCUCGUCAGGGUGCUCAAAGGAGGCGGCUCCGUCUCGGGCAGUCUGGAAGGAGUUGGGGGUUUUCAGUCCCCACAAGAAGUUGCAGAGCUGAAGAAGCAAGUGGAAAGUGCAGAACUGAAAAACCAGCGCCUGAAAGAAGUUUUCCAGACCAAGAUCCAGGAGUUCCGCAAGGUGUGCUACACACUCACGGGCUACCAGAUCGACAUCACCACCGAGAACCAGUACAGGCUCAGCUCCAUCUAUGCCGAGCACCAGGGGGACUGCCUGCUUUUCAAGGUAGGUCUGUGCACCCCUGGCUGCACCUGCUUCUUUGGGUUCAUGGUUUUCAACGUGCCACGGUGUAUUUGUUCUUUCUCAGUGAUUAGACUGGAAAAUCACUGCCCCCUGCUACGUGGCAGUGUUCCUCGUGAGGGAAGUAAAGAUCCUUUCUUCUGUGAAAAAGUAGGAGGUUUGACAUCUGGUCCCCCACUUAUAUAUCAAAGUCUGGAGUAAAGAGAGGAGACUUUCUAUGCAUAAUACCUCAGGCAUCUGGCUUGGCACUUCACCUUUUUAUAUUAUCAGUUAUAUGCCGCAGUAAUAAAACCUUAUGUAACCAUCAAGGUUCAUCAUUACUCCACUAUGAGAUAUAUGUCCCUAUGUUUUUUUUUUACCAUCCUCCAGCUUGUCUGCAUGUCAUCAUCUUGUCUUUAUGUAAAUUGGAAUCCCUUUUGAGCAGCAGCUCAUCCUGGUGUGUGUGAAGUGCCAUUUCUGUGAACGGCACAGAUGAGCAGCAAUAACAGUCUGUCUUCUGGGCUGCCUGGGUGGGCUGUGAGGUUGGGGCUUGAUAGAGGGGCUGUUUUUCGGCUGUGUUGCCUUCUGGCUGGCAAACUCGGGCUGAUGACUUAGAGAGCUGAGAUGUGACAUUAGAAGUCAUAAAAAUGUUAAGUCCUGUCUUUAGAUUGGUUCAAGUGCCAACAGCCCAAGUUUACGGGUCAGUGGGAGAACUUUGUUCUUCUCUGUGGCAAACACAACAGCACUUAAAAUCAUACUUGCCUCCCAUGAUCCUCCCUAGGGCAAAUCUCCUUUAUGAAGGGGUUUGGAGGUGUUCAGUACAGGAGGGAACUCUGUAGCAGGAAGUGGGAAGGUUCUGUUUCUUCAGACCUACAGCUGUGUGCCACAUGUGGAUGGUUGCCAGAUUGUUUUUCUACAUAAUAGGACAAACAUUUUCCUGUUCUGCAACUUCAGUGCCUCAGGGAAAAAAAAACAAACCAGCAAAUAAAGCAGGUCAGGGUAUGUAUAAGACAGCACCUAGGAUCUUUAGUAAAACUAGGAAAAUAUCCCCAAAACAGUCACACUGAUUGGCCUUAGGAGGGUUCUGGAUGACCUGAGGCACAUGGCAGCAACAAAAGCAAGCUUAGUGCCCAGGGAAGAGAAUAAUUCUGUUGGUUUUAAGGUGCUGCCAUUUAAUCCUGAAAACAGUUCUGUAUUGAGAUGGUGUAGUGCUGCUCUAACACCUCCAGAGACCUGUGCUCACACCUGUAGUGUUAAAUAUUUAAUGAAUGAAACUUCAGCGGACUCCUGGAGAUGUCUGUUGGAUGCCAUGCUGGACAGUACAAGUUGCAGUUUUUUCUGCACCACAGAAAAGAUGGCAUGCUUGGAGAAAGUUAAGAAAAUGUGAGAAAAUGGUAUGCUGGCCACAUGAACCAGAACUGGCUGACAGCUCAGGAGCUUGUUGCUGGUAGAAGGAAACUCUCCUUGGUGAAAUGGCAAUAUAAAUAAUUUAUAUGCAGGAGAGGGGAUACUAAAGUACAGCUUUCUCUCUCUACACAUUCUUGCUUUCUCUUCUUCACUCAAGUGUUUAUUCCCAAGGAAGAAGGUGAGUGUCACCUGAUAGAGAAGAUUUCACAUUUCUUAGACCCAAGAGUGGGUCAUUUAUUGAUUCUGGAAAUUCCUCAGCCUCUCUUACCUCAUCACCUCUCCGGACAAGAGGAGCAGAUUUGCUAAUUACAACAUGAACAAGAAAAUUUCAGACUCUUUCUCCCUGUUCAGUAAAUCGCAGACAAUUCCCACCGACUGCAGCUUUGAAUGGUAGUAGAAUAUAAACAACAAAUUAUUUCCUUGCUGAGUCCAGGCAGCUGGUUCUCAUAUAUGUAUGAAGGCUUGAAUCCUGACUACAGCUUCCAGCAGGGUUGUGUGUUUAUGCUGUGGAAUUUCUGAGCCAUAGCAGACUGUGGGUGUUUGUAUGCAUUUCAUUAACCCAGAGAGGUCACAAAGCAUGGAUGCUAUUUGUAUUUAUUCUAUUCAAGCAGUUUAUGGAACAGGGUCUAUAUAAUUAAACCAGAGAAGUCCCUUGGCACUUUACAAGCUUCUGUAGUUCGGCUGUAAACUUUAAAAACAUAAUUCAGUAGCACUGCUGGUGGCAUUUAAUUUUAAGUGAGGGAUACAGUAGGAACUCCUGUAAUGUAACCCCUUCAAAGCUAAAUGAAGAUGAAAGAUGUGCUUGGUUUUCCUGGCCAAGGUGUGCUGUUACUAUAGUGGUGCUUAUUAUCUACCUGCUGGAUGUGUCCAGCCAGUUUGCAUUAAUUGGGAUUGCAGCUCCAGUGAAAGGGUUAAUCACAGUGCUGUGCUGGGAAUGCCAAUGACUGCAUCUAUAAAUGAGCACUGAAUUCCAAUGAAACCAUACCAGUAUUUAUUGGUGAUCCCUAUCGGUGCAACAGAUGAGCUCAUCAGCUUGAAGGAUGUCCCAGUGAUGUUCAGCCCCUCUGUGAGUGCG